AUGGAAAUGCAGGAUCUAGCCAGCCCGCAUAGCCGACUAAGUGGUAGUAGUGAAUCCCCCAGUGGUCCAAAACUUGAUAACUCUCAUAUAAAUAAUAAUUCCAUGACACCCAAUGGCACAGAAGUUAAAACAGAACCAAUGAGCAGCAGUGAGAUUGCUACUACUACUACCACAGACGGGUCUUUAGACAAUUUCUCAGGAUCAGCAAUUGGAAGCAGUGGUUUCAGCCCAAGACAAACACAUCAGUUCUCCCCACCACAGAUUUACCCUUCCAACAGACCAUACCCACAUAUUCUUCCUACCCCCUCUUCACAAACGAUGGCUGCGUAUGGACAGACACAAUUUACAACGGGGAUGCAACAAGCUACAGCUUAUGCCACCUACCCCCAGCCCGGCCAACCUUACGGAAUCCCUUCGUAUGGUGCAUUGUGGGCAGGCAUCAAGACAGAAGGUGGAUUGGCACAGUCACAGUCACCUGGACAGACAGGAUUUCUAAGCUACGGUGCCAGCUUUAGCACACCUCAACCUGGACAGGCUCCCUAUAGCUACCAGAUGCAAGGCAGCAGUUUUACAACAUCAUCAGGAAUAUAUGCAGGAAAUAAUUCCCUCACAAAUUCUACUGGAUUUAAUAGUUCACAGCAGGAAUAUCCCUCUUAUCCCAGUUUUGGCCAGGGUCAAUAUGCACAGUAUUAUAAUAGCUCACCAUAUCCUUCACAUUACAUGACAAACAGCAAUACCAGUCCAACGACACCCUCCACAAAUGCAACAUACCAGCUUCAAGAACCACCAUCUGGCAUCACCAGUCAGGCAGUCACAGAUCCUGCAGCAGAAUACAGUACAAUCCACAGUCCAUCAACACCCAUUAAAGAUUCAGAUUCAGAUAGAUUGCGUCGUAGUUCAGAUGGGAAAUCACGUGGACGUGGCAGAAGAAACAAUAAUCCUUCACCACCACCUGACUCUGAUCUAGAGAGAGUAUUCAUUUGGGAUUUGGAUGAGACAAUCAUCAUUUUCCAUUCCUUGCUUACAGGGUCCUAUGCCAACAGAUAUGGAAGGGAUCCACCCACCUCUGUCUCUCUUGGACUCCGAAUGGAAGAGAUGAUUUUCAAUUUGGCGGACACGCAUCUAUUCUUUAAUGAUUUAGAAGAAUGCGACCAGGUUCACAUUGACGACGUGUCUUCAGACGACAACGGUCAAGAUUUAAGCACCUAUAACUUCGGAACAGACGGCUUUCCUGCGGCCGCCACCAGUGCGAAUUUGUGCCUCGCGACGGGGGUGCGCGGAGGAGUGGACUGGAUGCGAAAAUUGGCUUUCCGCUACAGACGAGUAAAAGAAAUAUACAAUACCUACAAAAAUAAUGUUGGAGGUCUUCUUGGUCCAGCAAAAAGAGAGGCUUGGUUGCAACUAAGAGCAGAAAUUGAAGCUUUGACAGAUUCUUGGUUAACACUUGCACUGAAAGCACUCACCCUUAUUCAUUCGAGGACAAAUUGUGUGAACAUUCUCGUAACAACUACUCAGCUAAUUCCAGCUCUGGCGAAAGUCUUGUUGUAUGGACUAGGGGUUGUAUUUCCCAUAGAGAAUAUUUACAGUGCAACUAAAAUAGGAAAGGAAAGUUGUUUUGAGCGAAUAAUUCAAAGAUUUGGAAGAAAAGUAGUGUAUGUUGUUAUAGGGGACGGUGUCGAAGAAGAACAAGGCGCAAAAAAGCAUGCUAUGCCAUUUUGGAGGAUCUCGAGCCACUCUGACCUUAUGGCCCUUCACCAUGCCUUGGAACUGGAGUACUUGUAG
This is a messenger RNA of Egretta garzetta (little egret), 1782 nucleotides long. RefSeq names its product EYA transcriptional coactivator and phosphatase 1 (gene EYA1). Gene Ontology annotation, biological process: multicellular organism development; positive regulation of DNA repair; cell differentiation. Gene Ontology annotation, cellular component: nucleus. The coding region runs from base 1 to 1782 and encodes 593 amino acids. The record is from RefSeq and is a predicted model, not a curated record. Gene Ontology annotation, molecular function: protein tyrosine phosphatase activity. Lineage: Eukaryota; Metazoa; Chordata; Aves; Pelecaniformes; Ardeidae. The transcript has 16 exons.